CCAGUGGUAUCGCCCAGGAGGGGGAUCAACAAUAACCUGAGUUUCCCCCCUCUUUCCAGUGGUAUCUCCAAGGAGAGGACUAUACCACCCCGACUCCUUCCCUUUCUUGCCCAGAGGUAUCUGUCAGGAGGGGGACUGUACCAUUUUAAUUUCUCCUUUCCUCUGAGUGACAUCUUCCAGGGGGGAACUAAUCUUGACUUUUACCCCUCUCCUCAGUGGUAUCUCCCUUGAAGAUGAGGGCACAUCUCCCCUGCCCCCCGGCACCUCUGCUUCUGUCACGUUUGCACAGACCUAUAGAACCCAGUUCCAAAGACCAGCUCUUCUGGAAUGCUUGCCUUCAGAAGGUUUCUACCCCUGAACAACGCCCCCCCCCGCCCCCGCCUUCGGUGGAACAGCCCACUGUACGGAAUGGGCGCUAAGAUGGCGGCCCCCAUGGAGGAAAGCCUGGGCACAGCCAUAUUCCUCGCCCAACAACGCCACUCGUGGACAAAGUCUCUGCCGAUCCCUAACUGCACCUUGCUCGGAGUGAGUAGACCACAGCAUCACAGCCCUUACGAUCGUGUGCGAGAACAACCACGCAGAAGGGGCACGGUCAGGGGUGAGGACAGGAAACGGAAGUGGCCCUCAGAGGACGUUUAAGUCCUGUUGGCGCGCGACGCUAAAGCGAGUGCACGAGGUUUUGUGGCGUGACAGUCAUCAGUGAUUUUUGAGGAUUUCUUGGUGUCCCCGUGGAGCUGUUGAGUUUCCUCCUUACUGGAGGCUGUGGGAUCUUCCAUUCAUUCUGACCGCAGCCCACAUACAGACUCCCCUCCAGCUUUGGAAGGUGGGCUGAGACCCAGGGUGAACAUGCCAGCUACUGGGAAAUCACCCCAGAGGUUCCCUGCCCUGGUUCCAGGACAGCCUGGCAGAUCCUUUGAGGGAUCUGUGUCAUUUGAGGACGUGGCUGUGGAUUUUACCCGACAGGAGUGGCACAGACUGGACCCUGCUCAGAGGACCAUGCACAAGGAUGUGAUGUUAGAGAACUACAGCAACCUGGCAUCCGUGGGCCUCUGCGUGGCCAAACCAGAGAUGAUCUUCAAGUUGGAGCGAGGAGAAGAGCUGUGGAUUUUAGAGGAGGAAUCCUCAGGCCAAGGUUUCCCAGGAUCUCUCUCACUGCUGUGUGGCAAGAGUUCUGUCGGGGGUGGUGCCCUCAGGCAUGACAGUGACCUUCAGCGUCAGAAGAUUCAACCUGUGGAUCAAACUGUUGAGUAUGAUGGAUAUGGAAAAGUCUUCUACAAGAACACAGGCUUUGUUGCACAUGAAAGAACACACGCAGGAGUAAAAAACUUUGGAUGUCAUGAAUGUGGGAAAAGUUACUGCAGGAAAUCAAACCUUAUUGAACAUCUGAGGAUACACACAGGGGAGAGACCCUAUAAGUGUGGCGAGUGUGCAAAAACCUUCAGUGCAAGGUCAUACCUCAUUGCUCACCAGAAAACUCACACAGGGGAGAAACCCUUUGAAUGUAAUGAAUGUAGGAAGUCUUUUGGUAGGAAGUCACAACUCAUUCUACACCAGAGAACACACACAGGAGAGAGACCGUAUGCGUGUGCCGAAUGCGGGAAAACCUUUUCUGAGAAGGCAACCCUUAUGAUUCACCAGAGAACUCACACAGGGGAGAAGCCCUAUGAAUGUAGCGAAUGUGGGAAAACAUUUCGAGUCAAGAUAUCCCUUACCCAACACCAGAGAACCCACACAGGGGAGAAACCAUAUGAAUGUGGUGACUGUGGGAAAAACUUCCGUGCAAAGAAAUCCCUAAAUCAACAUCAGAGAAUUCACACAGGUGAGAAACCCUAUAAAUGUGGUGAAUGUGGGAAGUUCUUCAGAAUGAAAAUGACUCUCAAUAAUCAUCAGAGAACUCACACAGGUGAAAAACCCUAUCAGUGUCAUGAAUGUGGGAAAUCCUUCAGGGUACACUCGUCUCUUGGGAUACAUCAGCGAAUUCACACGGGAGAGAAACCUUAUGAAUGUAGCAAAUGUGGCAAUGCCUUCUAUGUUAAAGCACGCCUCAUUGAACAUCAGAGAAUGCAUUCAGGAGAGAAACCCUAUGAAUGCAGCGAAUGUGGAAAAAUCUUCAGUAUGAAGAAAUCCCUUUGUCAACACCAGAGAACUCACACGGGAGAGAAGCCCUAUGAAUGUAGCGAGUGCGGAAACGCCUUCUACGUGAAAGUACGCCUCAUCGAACAUCAGCGGAUUCACACGGGAGAGAGACCCUUUGAAUGUCAAGAAUGUGGCAAGGCCUUCUGCCGGAAAGCGCACCUCACGGAACAUCAGAGAACUCACGUGGGCCGGCCCUUGCCUUUUACUGUGGAGAAAGCUUCUUUGUGAAGACUCCCAUCACCGUCUGACCAAGCCCUCUGGGUCCUCUGGUCACCGGCACACAGAGCACACCCGUAACAAUUAGGCUUGGACACUGGUGUGAAAAUACAUCCUGAUUCCUCUUAGGGGAUAGCUCGUUGUUUUCGUUUCAUUUGGAUUCCCCUAAUUAAUGGUGAGGUUGAAUAACUUCUUACCUGUUGACUGGCCGUUAGGGUUCUUUUCUUCUGUGCUUUGACUGUUGUGUAUCCUUUCCCCAUUGUUUUCUGACGGGCUGCUUAUCUUUUACAUCCUGGCUUUACAUGGUCUUGUUUUCAUUUUUCAGUAUAUGAGAAUGUACAAACCUUUUCUCAGUCAUGUGUACGGCAGAUAUCUUCUCCUGGACUGUGGCUGGUUAUUUAAUGUUGUUAACUCUUCCGUUGAGGUUUUAUGUUCGAAUAUUAUCAGUUUCAAGGUGAUCACAAUUCUCCUACACUUUUCCUCUAAAGUUAAGGUUUUCCUUUCAACAUGUAGAAUGUUAAUUUCCCCUGAGGUUGUGUGUGUGUGUGUAUAGCGUGAAUUGUACAAUAUAUACUACUAUAUUCCUCUGAACACUUUCCAUAAAUGGUACCACCCUGUGUUGAAAGUUCUGCAGCUUGCUUUUUUCAUGAAACGUUACCUGUCCUUGAUCUAUCCAUGCUGAUAAAUAUAGGUCUGGUGUAUUCAUUUCUCUCCCCCUAGCGCAAGACAUUUGUGUUGUUUCUGUGUUUAGCGUCUGGAUCUAAAAGUGGAACUGAUGGGUCAUAGAGUAUAGGCAGUGUUUAAGUUACUAAGCUGUUGUGCCCCUAGCUCCAACACCCCCCUUCUACGCUGUUCUUUGCGAUGCUGGGGCUGUGACUCUACAAAACAUGUUUCUGUCUUGCCAGCUGCUUCCCGUGGGGCCUUGCCAAUCGGAGAUAGUAACCGUGAACCGUGAGCGUGAGGAAGGAAGAAGGGCCUUGCUCCUUUUCUUUUCCUCCCUGUUAGCGCCCCUUCAUCUGAGUGUCAGCCCAGUAUCGCUCCCUCCCUUGCGCAGAAGUUCCUCAUGGUGGCAGUUGUUUAAUUCAGCACUCACAGAACAGCCAAUGGUGCCCCACCCCCUCAGAAACACUAGCGGCAGCUGGCUCGUGCCACCCCCUUGGGAGUUACCAGUCCCACCCACGUGACACCACUCCCCAGCCUUCCAGUUUUUCAACCGACUGAGCCACCCAGGCACCCCAGCCAACCUUCCAGUUUUUAAUAAUUCCAGUUUCUUCCCUUGUUACCUUAGCCUAGCUGCUUCCUGCAGUUGCUGCCUCCAUGAUAAUUUUAAUGUUCUCUUUCUGUCCUUUUCAGUUACAUGGUUAAUAACUUUGUGACUAGUCAAAAAUUCUUUGUAAGAAGUUCUUUUCAUUAAAACAACUGACAUCGUUUCUGUCUCCUAGCUGGGUUCUUUUUUUCUUUUUUAAUGUUUAUUUAUUUUUGAGACAGCAUGAGGGUGGGCAUGAGCAGUGGAGGGGCAGAGAGAACGGGAGACACAGAAUUCCAAGCAAGCUCGUGCCAUCAUCCAGAGCCCAGAGCGGGGCUCGAACCUGUGAACUGUGAGACUAUGACCUUAGCCAAAAUCAAGAGUCAGAGGCUCCACCGACUGAGCCACCCCAGGCGACCCCUCCUAGCUGGGUUCUGAUUGCUACAGAAGUUUUGCAACUUUAUUAAAUAAUUGAAUUCCCCCCCCCUCCAAAUUGUACUAAUUUACACUCUCAUGAGCAGUUUGAGACGAAGUUUACAUUAUCCCACAUAUACACCAGGACUUAUCAGUCUUUCAAAUUGUUGCCAGUCUGGAAGAUGUAAAAUGGCUUUAAGCCUUCCCAUCCAUGAAUAUGGUUUGUCUUUUUAUUUUUUAACUCAACUUUUUUGACUUCCAUUGUAUGUUACGGUUUUCUCCCAUAAAUUGUCUUUAAUUAAAGUUAACUUUUAACAGAAAUUUUGCUUGUACCUGUAUAUACAUAUACAUUUCAAAAUAUACUGAUGCAUUAUGGGGUUUAUAUAAAUAUUUAUGUGUAACACACACACAUACACACAGAAGAGAUACAUACUUAUAUGUC
This is a messenger RNA of Acinonyx jubatus (cheetah), 4454 nucleotides long. RefSeq names its product zinc finger protein 157 (gene ZNF157). Gene Ontology annotation, biological process: regulation of DNA-templated transcription. The record is from RefSeq and is a predicted model, not a curated record. The transcript is spliced from 5 exons. Bases 847 to 2364 code for a protein of 505 amino acids. Lineage: Eukaryota; Metazoa; Chordata; Mammalia; Carnivora; Felidae.